GUUUCUUAUUGGCCCAGUCACGCCAUGCAGUGCGUAUAAGUGCCAUUCAGAGAGAUCGGGCUUUCAUUCUAAUUUCUCGAAGCUUGUGGCCUUUGGGAAGCCUUCACGGAUUGGAAAGAUUUGCUUUCAAGACAAUCGACAAUCAUGAAAGUGAAAUCCGAAUCCUCGGUCGAUCAGAAGAAACCAGUUACAACUGCAGCUACGAAGAUUGCAAUUAGUGAUGAUGAUGAGGAUGAUGAUGAUACCAAGGUUGUUGAGCUGGAGGAGAAGACGAAGAAACAAAGCCGGCCGAAGAAAUCGAUGAAGAAUCUGGUCCUUAAAUCCAAAGGAAAGAGCAAGAGAAAGAGCGAUAAUAGCACUCAGUCUACUGCCAAUACGGACGGUGUCAAGAAGAGGAGGAAACCGAAGAAGUCUGUUGAGAGUUACCGGAUUUACAUCUACAAAGUUCUGAAGCAGGUCCAUCCGGAAUUUGGAAUCUCCUCCAAGGCCAUGAGUAUUAUGAACUCUUUCUUGAAUGAUAUAUUUGAAAGACUUGCUUCGGAGGCAGUCAGAUUGUCACGAUACAGCAAGAAACCCACGGUCGCUUCACGUGAGAUUCAAACUGCAGUUCGACUCACCUUUCCUGGUGAGUUGGCGAAGCAUGCAAUUGCAGAAGGUACCAAAGCUGUGGGGAAAUUCACUACUUUGAUUAAAUCUUCUUGACAGUGUGACAAUAGUUUCUUGGAGUUGGGAUUCAAACUGCAGUUCGACUCACCUUUCCCGGUGAGCUGGCCAAGCAUGCAGUUGCAGAAGGUACCAAAGCUGUGGGGAAAUUCACUACUUUGAUUAAAUCUUCUUGACAGUGUCACAAUAGUUUCUUGGAGUUGGGAUUCAAACUGCAGUUCGACUCACCUUUCCCGGGGAGCUGGCCAAGCAUGCAGUUGCAGAAGGUACCAAAGCUGUGGGGAAAUUCACUACUUUGAUUAAAUCUUCUUGACAGUGUCACAAUAGUUUCUUGGAGCUCAUGUUUGCGAGCUGCCAAAUUGUGGACUUCAACGAGAGACUGGAGCUCGAUAACGCCAUAAAGUAGUCUUCUAAAUCUUCUAUACAUUUUGGUAUGACAGAUAAGAUGAGAGUAGAGUGCUGUUUCCAGGAAGGGGAAACAACAUCAAAUCUUGUAUGUAAUAAAACUAGAUGCGUCAGGUGGAUGUCAAUGGCAUAGUGAAUCAAAUCGAUGCAUAGUCUUGAAAAUCUGGCAUAAACCUCGUCAAUGGAGUCUGCGAUUUAAUAAUAUUCCGGUGUGUCUUCUUUACAACAAGUUCAGAAUUUGUGGCAAUCAUGAAUUUGUAUCAAGCUAUGAUGAACUGAAGGGAAGAGUAACAAGUCUCUCUGAUGUUUCAUUCAGAAGUGAUACACUCAUCCCUUCACGGCUUUGGAUACAGUUGAUACAUUAUCACUGCUUCAUGGAGGGAGAGAAUCGAUGUGCAGAUCUUGUUUUUUUAGUUCCAUGGCUAAAUGAAAGGAAUGAAAAUAUCG
This is a messenger RNA of Marchantia polymorpha subsp. ruderalis, 1515 nucleotides long. Lineage: Eukaryota; Viridiplantae; Streptophyta; Marchantiopsida; Marchantiales; Marchantiaceae. The record is from the annotation of a GenBank genome assembly.